UCUACACUUGAAGUCUCAACUAUAUGACAUCAUAUAAACUUUCGAUAUUCUCUGCAUUAUUUUCCGAUCUAUAGGGCUCAUUAUAAUGUGAGCUCAAUGCGUUUAGCGUUGUCCGACUGUCCCGGAAGGCAUCAAAAGGUCAUGCAUGCAGCCGGGCCUCUAGCCUGUGCUUUGUACACCCCCAGCACUUGAGCCAGUGUGAUUCCACUAAGUGGAGGCUCGUCCUCCCUCUAGCCUCCGUUUCUCCCCUCUGCCCCCGUCAGCCCCAGAGUUCCCUAUGUUAACCCUCUUGAGCAUGUUUUACUAUAUCUGUCUGCGGCGACGCUCCAGGAGUGGGACUCGAGGCGAGGCUCUGACCAGUCGACGGGCCGUGGAGUCAGGCCAACGGGCGGUGUUGCCGGUCAGUGUGGAGGUGGAGCAGUAUGCAAAGGAGGUUCUGGACUUCAGCUCCCACUAUGGCAGUGAGAAUAGUAUGUCCUACACCAUGUGGAACCUGGCUGGGGUGCCCAACGUGUACCCUAGUUCAGGAGACUUCACCCAGACAGCUGUAUUCAGAGCUUAUGGGACAUGGUGGGAACAGUGUGCCAGCGCUCCACCACCUUUCCGCCGCACCCCUAAAGGCUUCUAUAGCCAGGAUUAUAUUGAGCUGGGCUUUGAGGAGCCUGUCUAUCCUACAACAGUGGAAGUGCUUGAGACUUAUUACCCUGGAGCCAUCGUCCAGAUCUUGGCCUGCUCUCACAACCCCUUCUCACAGAACCCACCUACUGAUGUCAGAUGGGAGGUGCUGUGGUCAGGGGAGCCCACCAAGGUGCUGACACCCCAGGCACGCCAGUUUUCACCCAACAUCAAGCACAUCAGCUUCCCCACCAACCUGCUGCGUCUGGAGGUCAACAGCUCCCUGCUGGAUUACUACACCGAGCUGGAUGCUGUCAUUCUCCGCGGGGUUAAAGAGAGGCCUAUGCUGGCCCUUUAUAAGAUGCCUGUCAUCGACAUUAGUGACCUGAGUGACAGUGAGGAGGAGCUGUCUGAUUUGGGCGGUCCUUUCAGGCAAGGAGGAGAUGGCAAGCACCAGAGGACAGGAAAUGGCUACUUUGACAAGCUGCCCUAUGAGCUCAUCCAGCUGAUACUGAGCCACCUGACCCUGCCAGACCUCUGCCGUCUGGCCCAGAGCUGUAAGCUGCUGCACCAGCACUGCUGCGACCCGCUGCAGUACACCCAGCUGAGUCUGCAGCCCUACUGGGCCCGGCUGAGUGACGCUUCCCUGGGACACCUGCAGAGCCGCUGCACCCUCCUCCAGAGGCUCAACCUGUCCUGGACCGGCAACCGCAGCGCUCUCACCCUGACCGGCUUCAGCAGUUUCAUGAAGGCUUGUGGUCUCAGCUUGGUCUGUCUAGAGCUGUCAUGCUGCCAUUUCCUGAAUGACGCCUGUCUGGAGGUCAUCUCCCAGACUUGUCCAGAGCUGCAAGAGCUCAACCUGUCCUCCUGUGACCGCCUCCACCCGCAGGCCUUCACUCACAUCUCGAAACUAACCCGCCUCCGCAGGCUCGUGCUCUAUAGGACCAAGAUAGAGCAAACAGCUAUUCUGAGCAUCUUGACUUUCUGCAUAGAGCUCAGACACCUCAACCUAGGAAGCUGUGUGAGGAUUGAGGACUAUGACGUUGUGGCCAGUAUGCUAGCUGCUCGCUGUCGCUCACUCUGCUCAGUGGACCUGUGGCGCUGCAGAAACCUGACAGAUCGCGGCCUGGCCGAGCUCGUCUCUGGCUGCAGGAUGCUGGAGGAGUUAGACCUGGGCUGGUGUCCCACACUGCAGAGCAGUACUGGAUGUUUCCAGCACCUUGCCCGCAGCCUGCCACGCCUGCGCAAACUCUUCCUCACCGCCAACCGCACCGUCUGCGACUCAGACAUAGAGGAGCUGGCCGCCAGCUGCCCCUCAUUGCAGCACCUCGACAUACUGGGUACACGGUUGGUGAGUGCUGCCUCGCUGAAGAAACUCCUCAAGUCGUGUCCUCGACUUCUCCUCCUGGACGUCUCCUUCUGCUCCCAGAUAGACAUGCGGGUCGUCCAAGAGCUCUGUGGCCUCUUCCCCAAUGUUGCCAUCAAGAAGAGUUUCACUCAGUGACCCCAGCACUGUUUAAUUCCCCGCUGUCCGGAGGAAGCAAGAGCAGGGAGGUGCUCGCCAGCAAACACUGCCCCAGAGGGAAUGAGAGUCGGUUGAGAUGCUGGAGGAGAUUGCACUUCUGCCUACAUCUGUAUCACAGACAAGAUCUUUUAGUGGUCAGGAAAUAAAGCAGUUGGUCCGGGUGAGGAGGUUCUUUGGAUUAACUGGCUGAACACUACAGAGUCCUAGUUAAUGGAUUAUAGAACAAGAGACUUUUUUUGUUGUAAUUUUUUUUUUUUGGACACUUGAAAUCAGGGUCGUUGCAGUAAAGCUGCUACAUCUUCCCAGAAUAUGAAUCACCACUUAUAUAUUGCCAAGAAACACAAGGCUUAUAAAAUAUGCCUUGCUACUGGAUGCAAGACACACAAACAACCCAACAUUUAUGAGCAAUCCUCCCUCGAACAUCUUAGUAGGACAACAAAAUGGGAUUGAAAAAAAUGUGUGACAUACCCUUAUUGGAUACUGAGAAAAAGUAGUAUUUGGUAGUCACAUACUCAUGUUAGCUGGUAACAUAUUUAAAGAUCAGGGCCUUGGUCAGUGCCUUGUGCAGCAAACAUGGGCUAUUUUAAUGCACAAUGGUGGUUCUGACGGCAUCUGUCAACAUCAAGCCAGCUUGAUCUAAUUAUAAGAAAUCAUACUUGAUGCUGUUGUGUUCAGAGGUAUCAGGUGCGUUGAAGGUGAAACAAAGGAGCAAACGCAGCCUUAUUUCACACACUGCACUGUGUGGAUUGUGCCAACUCGAACCUUAAUGCAAGUAUCACAAGUUAUUUGUUGCCGCAAACUGACUGACAGAGUCACGCAGGAGGGUCUCAUGUUGAUGUGAAACAGCAGCAGCACACCAUCAACUGUCCUUAUACCUGAGAUCCAACAUGUUUUCAUCUAAAAGCAUGUGAGAACUUGUGAAAAAACAAAUUGGAACAAAAUGAGUUUUAAUUUACACAUGCUAUAAGUGGAGAAGUAGAAAAAAAAUCAAAUCAACAGCUGACAGACUGGCUCAUGUGAGAGCAGUGAGAAGUAUAGAAAAGCAGCUAAUCCUCACCUGUGAGAAGCUGAAACCAGUAACUGCUUGACAUUUUGUUUUUGAAAAAAAUUGACUGAAACAAUUUAUUAAGUUACCUAAAGUUUGCAACAAAUCCAUUUCAAAGUUUUCAAUAGCAUUGUUUUAAAUAGUUUUCACCAUAAUUUACAGAUAGAUAUAAUAAUGAUAUAUAAAUCAGAAAAGAGCUUUUAUUGAGAUUGUGGGACAGUAGAUGCCUUCCACACAAGGCUCUUUUCAUGGUUUAGACCUGUAGAGAAAGUCACCAGAUGGAACUUGUCCCAAGAAGGUGUAUUUCUGUUAAAAUCUGCCGUUUAAUGGAAAUUAUUUGUUUUAUAGCUACGUUUUUGGUUAUGUGAGAUUCUUCUGAACACUUUAUCUGGCCCAAGUAAAGCAAAAAAUUAAGGUGAGGUUAAAGCUAAUUAGACUGAUUAAUAAUUGUGUAUGCUGAGGUCAUACAGGUCAUUCAUUUUGUUAGAAUCAUUUUGGCCAUUUUAUUUAUUGGGAGGUUAAGGUGUUGGGCUUUUAGGAUGUGGACACAGCAGUUUUGUCUCCAAAGCUAAAUGAGGAAGUGAAUGUCACUGGUUCCACUUGUUUUUCCUGUUGUUAACAUUAAGCUGUUCGUCUCUGCUGUUUGACUGCAGCACUACUUAUGUACUUACCUACCAAGACGAAGACCUACCGAUGGGGAGGAGUACAGUGAAGCGAGAUGAGAAUGUUAAAAUGACGCAGUGUAAAUAGACUAUGUGAUCUCAGUAUUUGUCCUGAAACUCAGGGGUUAUAUAUUUCAUCUGGUUUUAAUUUUUUUAACAUAUAUUUUACUUCAGAAACCAGCACAACAGGCAUCUUUAUAGACAGCAACACCAGACUGAGUCAGCUUUGAGGUUACCUGCCAUAGGUGCUGUUCCUAAACAACAAAGACACACGACACAAAUGAUCAGUUCGCACUGAAGUAACUGAGACAAAGGAAAAACUAUAGCUUGCUGAGUGUUGAAUGUUGCUGUAGUUGUAUGAUUGUGAAACAUAUAUUCCUGUUCCUAAUUAUUUAAUUUUUGUAACAUAUAAAGCCACAGUUGCAGUGUGGCAGAAGUGCUUGAGAAGCAUUUCUUUUUUUGAAAAAACUUGAAGUUUUCUUUUAAGCACACGCUACUAGUCAAUAUUCGUGCCUUAUACUCCUGUUUGAAUGUGAUGUGAUGUCCAUGUGGUUUAGAUUGUAGUGAAGUGCUUUGCUUUUACGCCCUUCAACCAAAGUUAUACAAAGAAACCUGGUCAUUAGUCCCUCUACUAUAUAUGACCAGUGUAUAUGCCAUAUAUUGUAUAUCAGCCAUGUUAAUUAAUAUGCAAAAUAUUAUUUAUUUAUACUUCCCUGUGUGAUAAAAAUGUUAUUUAAAUUCAUUAUCCUUAUAUACAUAAAGUGAUGUACGUUUCGGGGAAUACAGUGUUUUGUUUUCUUACCCAAAGUCAAAUACGAGGAUCAAUAUGUAUGUCAAUCUUAUUGCAUUCAGUAGGUAUAGCCCAGCUUAGCACAGAGAAUAGAAGGACCAUUUUAGCCUAGCUUAGCAGAGAAAGUGGCAGGACCUCUUGGGUCUAGUUUAGCAUGGAGAAUAGAAGUGCGCCCUAAGCUUAGCUUGCUACAAAGAAUGGAAUCAGGGAAAAAAUGUUAGCUAACUGUAUCAACAGUAAAAAAAAUAAAUAAAUAAAAAUAAAACAAUGCUUCCCAGCUAGACAAGCUACACCUGCAACAGUGACUGUAUGUAGCAUUGCAGAAGUUCAGGUGGUGCAGUGGGGUUGCCACACACACCCUAGUCUGUGUAUAUGUUAGCUUUGACGCUGUUGGAAGCAUAUUUAUUUUCACUUUUAAAGGUGCAGUGCUAACUAGCACUGUAGGCACCACUGUGGUCACUGAAAUCAUGUCCACAGUAUUCGUUCUGCAAAUAGUCAAAUUACACAUCAGUGUUCAGUCAGUCAGUCAGUCAGUAUCUUUGGAUAUCUGUUUUAUGCAAAAAAGUGUAAACGUUGUAGAAGAAGGUAAGAUUAACAGAAAACGCAGCCGAACACUUAAAUUAAUUAAUACUGUAUAAAUGUUAAUUUUUUGGGGGGGGUAAAUUUGAAAUGACUGGAUUUGGUAUUUCUAAAAUCCUCACUAUGGUCUUGACGGUAGCGGUUUCCCUGCUCCUUUGUGCUAAGCUAGGCUAAAGUCCUUACAGAGUUGUACAGGAUGCCUAAUUAUGGGUUGAUGGAAACCCCCAAAAUGCUGGACUGUCCCAUUAGAAUUGUAUUUAUGUUGAAAUUGAUAUUUCUCCAUUUGUUCUCAGUAUCGGUUGUGUCUGAAAAGGAAUGGGUGUUUUAACAGUAAUGUGUUUAUACAGAAGCCCUUUCAUUCAGAUGAUGCAAAUUUUACUUCAGUGAAUGGGAAUCAGAUAAUUGUAGCUGAAAGCAAUUUUAUUAUAGUUGGUUGAGCUGAAGCCAAGAAAUGCAUACAUCACGUUUGCCCGGUCCAAUGACAACAGCAACAAAAUGAAAACACUGACCAUGCACAGAAUACUGUGUACAGCAAUGAUCAGACACAGCAUUUAUUUAAGGCAGACUAUUUAAAAAAAAAAAAAAAAAAAAAAAAAAAAAAGAACACCAUUCUCAGAUGAAGCAGUUUGGUUCAGCACUCUCCAGUGUUUGUGUUGUAUUUGCUCUGAUCGACUGGGACGACCCUGCUUUUCUGUCAUUUAAAAUGCAUUCUCUCUCUUUUUUUCUUUUUUUUUUUCCCCCAGUCUGGAUGUGUGGUCAGCCUUUGUGCCACUGGUAAGGACACGCAGCGAUGCUCCCUGUGCUGCAGUGUGAAAGCAGCUGUUGUGUGAAAAGAUUGUGCCUCUGUCAUGAUGAAACUGGGUGCUUCACUUUCACCAGAUUUCAAAUAAACUGAAGGCUGACGACUGAUACAGAA
Messenger RNA from Seriola aureovittata, 6132 nucleotides. It is a transcript of the gene fbxl4, whose product is annotated as F-box and leucine-rich repeat protein 4. The record is from RefSeq and is a predicted model, not a curated record. Gene Ontology annotation, molecular function: protein binding. Gene Ontology annotation, biological process: SCF-dependent proteasomal ubiquitin-dependent protein catabolic process. The transcript has 9 exons. Gene Ontology annotation, cellular component: SCF ubiquitin ligase complex. Bases 278 to 2119 code for a protein of 613 amino acids. Lineage: Eukaryota; Metazoa; Chordata; Actinopteri; Carangiformes; Carangidae.